AACCACUCCAAGCCCCAGUGGGCCCUGUCCACAAAUUGUACCUAGUAAAAAAAAAUGUACACAAUGAUUAAUCAAGGUGGCUAUGGCGGUUUGUUUUACAUUUAUAAUUAGGUAUAAUUUCCAAAUUUGUUGGACGUACCAAGAUGCUUCAAUAAGAGGAACUUGGUCACACGAAUAGCUUAUGGAAUAAAGACAUCAGUGUGAGAGGUCAGCAUGAGCUUCUCAGAAGGCCCUGGGGCGGCCCGCCCCUUCUCCCUGGAGACGGACGACAGGACCGACGAGGAGCGCAAAGCCCAAAGCCGUAAAGGUGUCAAGGAAGACUUCCUGGGCUCUGCUCUGGCCAUGGGUGGCUCCAACAGACCCAAAGCCCCCAUGGAUACAGACUACCAGGAGGAACUGGAGGUGCAACAGCCCAAGAUCAAAUACAACCACAACUUUUACAAGGCGAUGAAAGGAAUGAAGGUGACCGAAGAGGAGAGGAGAAACCGGUUUGAUCUGAAGAAGCUGUUUCAGGCUGCAGCCAGGGGAGAUGUCACCAUGCUGGAUGGGCUGCACGAUUACCUCACCAAAACCAUGAAAAAGCUUUCCCACUCUGAGUAUCAAUCGUACGGAAAGAAUCCCCUGCUCAAGGCUCUUCUGAAUCUUAAAGACCAAAGAAAUGACACGGUGGAAUAUCUCCUAAACAUUGCAGAGCAGAUGGGAGAUUUAAAAGAAUUUGUAAAUGCAGCAUAUACAGACAGUUAUUAUAAUGGCCAGUCUGCUCUCCAUAUUGCCAUCGAGAGGCGGAGUCUCCACUAUGUGACACUUCUGGUCAGUAAAGGAACUGACGUUCAUGUCAAAGCCUGUGGGAGGUUCUUCCAGCUACACAAUGGACCCAGCUUCUACUUUGGGGAGCUGCCGCUGUCCCUGGCUGCCUGCACCAACCAGAAGAACAUAGUAGACUUCCUAAUGGAGAACGAGUAUCAGAGGGCGAGGGUGGAGGACAGGGACUCCCUGGGUAAUACGGUGCUACAUGCGCUAGUGGUGGUGGAUGACAAAGACCAGCAGAAUACCGAGUUCAUCGUCACCAUGUAUGAUCACAUCCUCACCAACACCGCCCGUCUCUACCCCAAUUUGAAACUGGAAGACAUAGAGAACAAACAGGGAUUGACGCCCAUCAAACUAGCCGCCAAAAUGGGCAAGAUCGGGGUGUUUGAGCAUAUUUUGCAUCGUGAGUUCCAGCAUCAAGAGACCAAACACCUGUCUCGUAAGUUCACAGAGUGGGCUUACGGGCCUGUUCAUUCCUCCCUCUACGACCUGGACUCCCUGGACUCCUAUGAGAACAACUCUGUACUCAAGAUACUCGUCUACGGCAGUGACAUUCCUAAUCGUCAUAAAAUGCUCCAGAUCGAGCCCCUGAACAGGCUUCUGGAGGAAAAGUGGGAACGGUUUGCCGCACGAAUCUUCUUCUUCAACUUCCUGGUUUACGUCCUUUACGUGUCAGUCUUCACGUUCAUCUCUUACAACAGGAGGGAGGGCAAGUCCCCUUUCUACAUUCAACACACCAGGGAUGGAUACAUUUAUCUGGCGGGUCAGAUUCUGGUAGCGGUGACAUCUUUGUAUCUCUUCAUAGGAGGGAUCCUAGACUUCAAAAGAAAGCAUCCGAAUCUGCGGAGUCUGGUGAUUGAUGGAUACUGUGACAUCCUUUUUUUCCUGCAGGCUGUUCUCUACAUCAUUUCCUCAGUGCUGGAUGUCUGUGGGAGGGAAGAGUACCUUGGGUUCCUGGUGCUGUGUCUGGCUCUCAGCUGGGUCAACUUGCUGUACUUCUCCAGAGGGUGUGAACACAUGGGAAUAUACAGUGUCAUGAUCCAGAAGAUGAUCAUAAGCGAUAUCAUGCGCUUUCUUUUCGUCUACAUCGUCUUCCUUUUCGGGUUUUCAGCAGCUGUGGUGACGCUACUGGUUGAGCCUUCACCGGUCGCUAAGAACACGACCGCCAUAGGUGGCCGCAGCUUCUUCGCAGCCAACGAGGAUGAGACGUGCACGAAGGUCACGUUCGAGAGCCUCUCCUACACCACCCUGGAGCUCUUCAAGUUCACCAUCGGCAUGGGAGACCUGGAGUUCACGGAGAACUACAAGUACAAGGCGGUGUUCUACGUGCUCCUCAUCUCCUACAUUGUCCUCACCUACAUCCUGCUGUUGAACAUGCUCAUCGCCCUCAUGAGCGGCACAGUGGCCGAGAUCUCCAAAGACAGCACCAGCAUUUGGAAACUACAGAGGGCCAUCACCAUCCUAGACCUGGAGAGGAGUCUGCUCCACUGCCUGAGGAGGAGGUUCCGCUCUGGGGUGGAGAAGGACCUGAGCUCUGGGGGGGACUGGGACCCAGACUCAGAGCAGAAAAAGGACAUUCGCCGGUGUUUCAGAGUGGAGGAAGUCAACUGGGACAAAUGGAACACGAACUUGACGAUAAUCAAUGAGGAUCCGGGGAGUUGUGAUCCAGCCAGGCAACCUCCUACCAACAGCCCUCGGGAGACAACCAGGACCUGGCAAGGCAUCCUUAGGGAGGUCAGUCGACGGCGGCAGCGGCCCCGGAGUCGCCAGUUCAUCCCGGAGUCCAGAGAGAUGUCCCCCCUAUCCGCCAGUCAUGUUUGAGAGGAGACACACAAGCCCUUAUCACCUGCAUUAUUCUCUCCUCGUUGGUUUUCUUCCCAAUAGACUGGCAGACCGGACUACCAGCUGGAUUCAUUUUGUUUCACUACGCCUGACUGGUCCAUGAAUCGAACAGAAUGUUAGCUUGGUAUACCAGACUAUGCGUGUGUCACCUCACAAAAAAAGCUGUUACCACCUCAUACUUGCAAAUUCUGAAAGCUGUCAUGUACUGAUAAAAUGACUAAUACCUCAGGAAAAUAUCACGUGACCAUCCAAACCAAGUUUCCGUGACACCCAAAUACAGUAGUUGUUGUUGAAUAAAAAAAAAAAAAAACUAAAAUUCUUUACAAACGUAAUGAUUAUGUAUUCAGAAUAAUAGGACAAAUAUAUAACAAUGUGUUACUUUGUAUGGAAGUACCAUUACCGACUGCCAAGUCCUUCAUUGUUUCCCGGAAACAAGUGAUUGGUUACUUCCUAUCAGUCUGAAACUGAGCAGGUUUACUCCCCCAAAUGUCCUCAGUUCCCCUGUCAUCAGAGACUAUUCAAUCCCGCUGCUGUUAUGACUGCACCCUGCAUUGCUCAAAAUUCUUGAUGGAGCGACGCUAUACCCAGACAGUCCCUCCUACUGCGAGCCCUUUAUAGAACACUCAUUUCCAUCACUGCUAGACGGCCCAAAGCCCACUGCAGCCAGCCUGUCCUGCAGACUUAAUAGUUUACCUUGUCUACACCCCUGCAUGCGUCUCACAUUGGCUGGCUUGGAAUUGCAGGAUGAAAGCAUCGAAUGAAACGAUAACUGAUUAUUUCCUAUUUCGCUGUUCAAAUCAGUUGUACUCCACCUGAAACUCAAAGGACGCGGUUCUGGGGAGGAUUGUACGGUAUUAAUCUAGCACAACUGCUAGUCAUGCAGAGAGUCAUACAUUUAGUCAUUUAGCAGACGCUCUUAUCCAGAGCGACUUACAGUAAGUACAGGGACAUUCCCCCGAGGCAAGUAGGGUGAAUGUGCCUUGCCCAAGGACACGUCAGUUGGCAUGACCGGGAAUCGAACUGGCAACCUUCGGAUUACUAGCCCGACUCCCUCACCGCUCAGCCACCUGACUCCCAGAUAUAACAGCUUGAAUCCAAAUGUGAGGUUACAGUAGUACCUUAUUUAAUAGCCAUUUGUUUGCAGGAAGGUAGUAAGUUCAAAGGUAUGGAUAAGGAGUUAAAAGACAGGCAGCGACAAUCAACAGAACUCCUAGCAAAGCAUAAAUUAGAACUUUAUUUUAUUAUUACAAUAUUACAAAAAGAGUAGCACAACUCUCACACUCUCGCCUCAUCUGUCAAAAAGCCACAGAGUGUCACGCCAAAGAAAGGCUGGUGGACCUUCUUCCAUUUCACAGCAAUAGUACAAGAAAUAAAGAGGGGAAAAAAAGAACAAAAGAUUUAAAUAACAAGCAAAUCAAGUAUUAUAAAUAGUCACAAUGCAAACUGAAGCUUUGAAACUGAAGAAAAAAAGUGUUGUUACAGCCCAGUAACUAGACAAAGCUUUAAAAUAGAAUUACAAAAUAUUACUCCAUUUCCUGUUUUCAUAAUAAAGUAUCACUAAGGAAUUGCUUUUUUCGUUUUCUUCUAUCAAACAAGACUUCAUUAAAAUAAAGUCAAUUAUAACAAAAAGAGAAAUUGCUGUUCCUCAGUAUUCUUGCAAUACUCACUCUCAUUAUCAUCAUUUUGGGUUCAUUAUAACCAUGCUUGUUUUCAAAAGGAAAGUCCAAGGACCGAAUACUUAAGGCUUUUUAAGGGCUGUCAGGGAAGGAGGCAAACAGGGUGUGGGUUUCAGUGUGUUCCCCCACGCAUACAUCUGCUAACACACACACAUAUAUUCUGAUACAUACACGCACGCACGUUAACCCACAUCAGCAGGCAACAUUCAUCCACAAUCAUUACACUUUAAAGUUACAGUAGUAUAGUAGGUAAGCCAGUGUACAAUAAAAUAAACAAUGCAUUUGCUGUUUCACUUUAACUUAAACAUCCUUUUGUAUACCUCCAAGUGAUCUUGCAAGUGAUCAAUUUGGUAUUUUCAAGCACACUUCAAAUCAGAAUCAGUAGCAACUACACCUAACUUGAGCUACCUCAAUGAUUUCAACAAACUCUGAUUUGGUUCAUAGUUAGUUUCUAAAUGACAUUAGUAACAACUCCUUUCCCACUGCAGUAGCAAGUUUAGUCUUGUGAACUAGUCCACCCCCCCCCCCCCCUUCAACAAACACCUGCAAAACACAACAUCUCAUUUCAACAAUUCAAGUAAUAGUUUUCGGGUUCAGAAGAGAAAAAAAAAGGAAAAUUAAACCAGCACAAAAUGGCACCUUUAAAAAUCAGUUUGUCCUCAAAGAUUCGACUUUGGCCAUCUAAGGCUUCAGAUUGAACCCAUUUAAUUUCUUUGUACCCCCGUCCC
Molecule: messenger RNA, 5053 nt
Organism: Osmerus eperlanus (European smelt)
Lineage: Eukaryota; Metazoa; Chordata; Actinopteri; Osmeriformes; Osmeridae
Gene: trpv1
Product: transient receptor potential cation channel, subfamily V, member 1
Exons: 16
Coding region: 214-2628 (804 amino acids)
Biological process (GO): calcium ion import across plasma membrane
Cellular component (GO): plasma membrane
Molecular function (GO): calcium channel activity; protein binding
Source: RefSeq, a predicted model, not a curated record